GUCCCCACUUCUCCUCACAUAGUCCAACACUUAUAAAUACCACUAAAUAUUAAGAAGAAAAAAACAUCCCAAGUAUUUUUUACAACUUUGUUCUUCUUACAAAAGUAAUUUACACCGUCACUCAAAUUAUCACCCAAAAACAUCAUGGCUGAAGAGAAGAAACACCACUUUGGUGGUCUCUUCCACCACCACAAGGACAAGGAGGAAGACACCCCCGUCGAGAAAACUACCUAUGGUGAAACAACCUAUGGAGAUAGUGAAAAAACUAGCUCUGGUGGUGAUAAUACAUAUGGCGAAAAAACUAGUGCCUAUGGAGAUAAUACAUAUGGAGAAAAAACUAGCACCUAUGGAGAUAACACUACAUAUGGUGAGAAAACUAGUUAUGGUGAUAAUACAUAUGGUGAAAAAACUAGCACCUACGGAGGAGAUAACACGUAUGGAGGUGAGAAAACUAGUUAUAGUGAUAAUACAUAUGGCGAAAAACCUAGCACCUACGGAGGAGAUAACACGUAUGGAGGUGAGAAAACUAGCUAUGGUGGAGGAGAUACGUAUGGAGAUAACAAAUAUGGUGAGAAAACCAGCACCUAUGGUGAGAAUACAUAUGGAGAGAAAACUAGUUAUGGUGGAACUGAGGAAGGUGGCUAUGGUGGAGGAGCUGCUGCCUAUUCAUCUGAGACUACUAAUUAUGAAGACACCACUGAAACCAAAACUGCUGAGGAUUAUAAGGAAGAGAAAAAACACCACAAGCAUCUUGAACAUGUCGGAGAACUCGGUGCCGUUGCCGCUGGCGCCUUUGCUUUGCAUGAGAAGCACAAGAUAGAGAAGGACCCAGAGAACGCACACAGGCACAAGAUAGAGGAAGGAAUAGCAGCAGCAGCCGCAAUUGGGUCAGGUGGAUUUGCAUUCCAUGAGCAUCAUGAGAAAAAGGAAGCAAAGGAAGAACAAGAGGAAGCUGAGGGAAAGAAGAAACAUCAUUUCUUCUAAUUUUCUCUCAUCAUAGCAUUUCUUUUCUUCCAAAAUAUAUGAUGUUAUGAGCUUUGUGUGCUUGCUCUAUCCUUGUUUGUUAUAUUGAGCACCUAAAUAAUGUGUAUGUGCGUUACAGUCUUGUGUUUGAUCAUGUAAGCGUUACUGGUAAAUUUGCCGUUUUAAGUCAUGUACAUGCAUGUUCUGCACUUUGGAGUGCGAAUAAAAUUAUACCUGUUAUAAAUA
Messenger RNA from Capsicum annuum, 1209 nucleotides. RefSeq names its product stress protein DDR48. Bases 145 to 984 code for a protein of 279 amino acids. The transcript is spliced from 2 exons. The record is from RefSeq and is a predicted model, not a curated record. Lineage: Eukaryota; Viridiplantae; Streptophyta; Magnoliopsida; Solanales; Solanaceae.